AUGGCAGCAGAGCAAGAGACUGGCUCCUCUGCGGGCGCUGCAAGCGAGGAGCAGCCCACCAGUGGCGAGGAAGGCUCCGGCAAACCACCCCAGGAAGGUGGCCUCCCCGAAUUCCCACCGGGGGACGAUGUCGGGGACGGUGUCAUCCCAGAAGUCGAGGACGGUGUUGUAGGCGACCCAGGAGAUGGGCGCCAGGGUGGCCAUCCCCGCCGUGCCAAAUGCCACUCCCCCGGCGAGCAGGAGCCACCCAAACGGCAGCGGCAGCGCUACGUGACGAAGGUGGGCAAGUGCCAGGUGAACCUGGGCAACAUCCAGGAGAAGAAGCGGUUCCUCUCAGACAUCUUCACCACCAUCGUGGACCUCAAGUACCGCUGGUUCCUCUUUGUCUUCAUGAUGUGUUACAUCGUCACCUGGGUGGUCUUCGGCACCGUCUACUUCUUCGACGCCUGGGUGCGGGGCGACAUCGGGCACCGGGGUGAUCCUGAGUGGCGGGCGUGCAUCGAGAACGUGGACGACUUCAUCUCUGCCUUGCUUUUCUCAGUGGAAAGCCAGCGGACCAUUGGCUAUGGCUCCCGGAUGGUGACAGCCAACUGCGCCGAGGGUGUCAUCCUGCUGAUGGCGCAGUCCAUCGUCGGCUCCAUGAUCGACGCCCUGAUGGUGGGCUGCAUGUUUGUCAAGAUCUCCCGGCCCAAGAAGCGCGCCCAGACCCUCAUCUUCAGCAAGAACUGUGUUGUCUCCCGCCGGGAUGAGAAACUCUGCCUGAUGUUUCGCGUGGGAGACCUGCGGGACAGCCACAUGGUAGACGCCAAGAUCCGGGCCAAGCUGAUCAAGUCCCGGCAGACGGCCGAGGGGGAGUUCAUCCCCUUGGAGCAGUCGGAGCUGAACCUGGGCUACGACACGGGGGAGGACCGCCUGUUUCUGGUGGAGCCCCAGAUCAUCUGCCACGUCAUCAACCGCCACAGCCCCUUCUGGGACAUGUCGGCCGAGUCACUGCGCCGGGAGCAGUUCGAAAUCAUCAUCAUCCUCGAGGGCAUUGUGGAAGCCACAGGAAUGACGUGCCAAGCCCGCACCUCGUACACGGAGGACGAGAUCCUCUGGGGGUACCGCUUUGAGCCCUGCAUGUCCCUGGAGAAAGGCGCCUUCCGGGUGGACUACAGCCGCUUCGAGAUGACCUUUGAGGUGCAGACACCAGCGGCCAGUGCCAAGGAGCUGCAUGAGCUGAAGGAGCUGGAGCAGCAGGAGCACUCCAUGCUCAGCCUCUACUGGGACCACCUCCUGCAGCCCUGCACCCCACCGGGGACGGGGCCUGGCAAGGAUGCUCUCACCGGGCUGAGCGGUCCCGGCAGCGUGGCCGAGGGCAGCCGGGAUGAGCCGCUGGAGCGGGGUGUUGCCGCCUGA
Haliaeetus leucocephalus (bald eagle) is the source of this 1398-nucleotide messenger RNA. Its product is annotated as G protein-activated inward rectifier potassium channel 3-like. The transcript is spliced from 4 exons. Gene Ontology annotation, biological process: regulation of monoatomic ion transmembrane transport; potassium ion import across plasma membrane. The record is from RefSeq and is a predicted model, not a curated record. Gene Ontology annotation, cellular component: plasma membrane. The coding region runs from base 1 to 1398 and encodes 465 amino acids. Lineage: Eukaryota; Metazoa; Chordata; Aves; Accipitriformes; Accipitridae. Gene Ontology annotation, molecular function: inward rectifier potassium channel activity.